Messenger RNA from Eucalyptus grandis, 826 nucleotides. Its product is annotated as style cell-cycle inhibitor 1. The record is from RefSeq and is a predicted model, not a curated record. The transcript is spliced from 4 exons. The coding region runs from base 148 to 594 and encodes 148 amino acids. NCBI's taxonomy places the organism in Eukaryota, Viridiplantae, Streptophyta, Magnoliopsida, Myrtales, Myrtaceae.
GAGACGAAACGAAGGAAGCUGCUCUCCAGGCGCGCAACCCAGGAAGACCUUAUUAGUGAAAGCUGUGAAGCGGAAACAUUCCUGAGAUUCUUCUCAUCAUCAUCAACCCCUGUCCUCAAUCAAAUCAUAUCAGUCGGCAACCGUAACAUGGAUAGCGAACGAAGGUCCAAGGAUGAGAAGAGAAGCCAGGAUGAGAGGAAGAGGAAGAGGCAUCGGACGGACGAGGGCGAGGAAAAUGAAAGCAGAAAGAGCGACAAGAAAGAGAAAGGAAAGGAUAGGAAGUCCCACAAACACCGUUCCGAUAAAGAAAAGAAGUCCAGGGACAGCAAGGGUAAACAGAAGAGAAAAGAGCGACGCUCGAAACAUGAUAUCCAAGAGCUGUCAAGUGAUGACUAUUUCUUGAAGAAUAACGAGUUUGCCACCUGGCUAAAGGAAGAGAGGGAUAUUUUCUUUAGUGAUCUCUCUGCAGAGUCAGCUCGUGAACUUUUUUCGAAGUUCAUGAAGGAGUGGAACAGGGGGAAGCUUGAAUCUCGAUACUACGAGGGAAUUGCGAGUGGACAACGAACAGCCCAUGUUUGGAAGAUCAAAGUGUAGUGGGAAAAGUUUACAGGAUCAGGGAAUCUUAUAGCUAGUGUUUGUCCUUUGUAAAUGCAAUGACACUGUUAUUUUCACGCUCUCUUCUCGAGGAAUAUAGUACAGGUAAUUUAAAAGGUUCAUGUAUGAAUACAGAAAAUUGCCUAUUAAUUUCCUUGUGAAUAACUUUUCCCAGCGAGAGUGAUUGAAGCAGAACACAGGAUUAAUUUGCAGAGAGAUAUUGUUAUUUGCA